CAUUCAUCCAUGCAACUAAGCCCCAAGAUAUCCCCAUGCAAGUUUAGAGCCGCGAUACAAGAGACCCAUCUUUGCGACUCUGCAAGACACAAGACGGAGCAAAAGCAAGAGCCCUUGAAUAUUAUGCGAGCCUCAAGCCAUACGCACCGAUAGCGGGCAACGACGUCUGUGAAACUGUCUGGCGGUUUUGCCGCAGUUGACUCCAACCACCGUCACAAUGACUGGCCACGAGAGAAGCGUCUUGGUCCUGUACGGAUCCGAGACGGGCAAUGCUCAAGACAUAGCCGAAGAGCUUGGCCGGCUGUGUCAGCGGCUGCAUUUCAAGAGCCAUGUCGAGGAGCUCGAUGCCGUGGAACUCAGUGUCUUGCUGCAGCACCAGCUCGUGAUAUUUAUCAUCUCAACAACUGGCCAAGGCGACAUGCCUCACAACUCACUUCUCUUCUGGAAGAAACUCUUGCGGAAGAAGUUGCCCCCAAAUUGCUUGAGUCGGCUAAAGUAUUCCUGUUUUGGUCUUGGCGACAGCACAUAUCUCAAGUUCAAUUGGGCCGCGAGAAAGCUUGUUCGCAGACUAGACCAGCUUGGUGCUACCACAUUCGUCGAUAUAUGUGAAGCAGACGAACAGUUUCCAGAUGGCAUUGAUGGUAGUUUCGUAAGAUGGGCCGACGACCUAAGAAAGCACCUCCUAGAGCAUUAUCCGCCACCCUCAGGCUUAGAGCCAAUACCCGACGACACCAUGCUCCCAGCUCGUUGGUCUUUAGGUCCAGCAUUAGCAGACCUUUCAGAAAAAGUCCAAGUUGUCGAUUUAUCUCCUCUCAGAUUAAGCGACACAAAUGGCACGCUCACGGCGCCAAACUUGCCUCCCCCCGGGCUUCUACCCAUCCCCGCCGGAUGGACAGCGACACUGACCAAGAAUGAGAGACUUACUCCAACGGAACACUGGCAGGAUGUUCGCCUUGCAUCAUUUGACGUCCCCGCCCAUCAAUCAGGUGGGAAAAUUCAAUGUGUUCCCGGAGACUGCCUUACGCUGUACCCAAAGAACUUUCCCCACGACGUCCAGAAGCUGAUUGACCUUAUGGACUGGAACAACAUCGCCGACCAACCACUUAAUCUAUCUGCUUGCGAGUCUCUCCCGCGUAACCUCUAUGCCCCAGCAUGCUGUACGCUCCGCGACCUGCUCCUCAACAAUAUCGACAUCACUGCCAUCCCACGUCGUUCUUUCUUAAAGAACAUGUCCUACUUCUCUACCGACGAAUAUCAUCGUGAGCGGCUACUCGAGUUCACCAUGACAGAGUACAUAGACGAGUACUUUGACUAUGCCACACGAUCCCGCCGUAGCAUUAUCGAAGUCCUCGAUGAAUUCACCUCUGUCAAGAUCCCGGCCGAGCGACUCCUCGAUGUCUUCCCCUUAAUCCGCGGCCGUGACUUUAGCAUCGCCAACGGAGGCAUAUCAGCAAACCACCCUUCAAACAACGACACAACCAACGUCGAGCUUCUGGUCGCCAUGGUGAAAUACCGUACCAUCCUGCGCAAACCCCGAGAAGGCCUCUGCUCUCGCUACCUCGCCAGCCUCCUCCCCGGCUCAACCCUGCGCGUCUCCUACAAACCAGUCCUGUCACCCAUCCAUGGCACCGCAAAUUCCCAGCGGCCGCUUAUAGCCAUGGCCACGGGCACCGGCGUCGCGCCCGUCCGAUGUCUCAUCCACGAACGCCUCACACAUCCCAGCCCAGCACCCAUGAUUAUCUUCUUCGGCAACCGUAACCGUGCGGCCGAUUACUUUUUCGAAGACGAAUGGCGCACGCUGUCAGAGGUGGCGGCAAAGAAGAACACCCAACUCUUGGUAUUCACGGCGUUCUCGAGAGACCAGCGCGAGAAGAUUUAUGUGCAGGACUUGGUUCGCCGGGAAGCACCGCGGCUGGAGAAGCUGAUUCCCAAAAGGGCUAUUUUUGCCGUCUGUGGAGGCUCUUCCAAGAUGGCCGAUUCAUGCAAGCGUGCGGUCUUUGAUCCUUUUGUCGAAAGCGGAGAUGAGGCGGCGAGGAAGGAGAUGUUGGAAGCGAUAACAUGGUGGCAGGAAAUUUGGUAGAUAAUUUGUGUGAGAAUUGUCAUAAAUUAAAGGAUAGACUUGUAUAUUUCGGCGUGUAUUAAAAAAGAAUAUUGGCUAUUCUUGCUUCACUCUCCAAUAAUUGGAUACGCACUCUGCCUGGAUAUCAUGAUGUAUAAUGCGAAAUCUUAAACAGAGUGGAAAUACUCUUCUUGUUAUAAGAGAUAUGCCUAGUAUUAGCAAAAGC
Molecule: messenger RNA, 2285 nt
Organism: Trichoderma asperellum CBS 433.97
Lineage: Eukaryota; Fungi; Ascomycota; Sordariomycetes; Hypocreales; Hypocreaceae
Gene: TAH18
Product: NAPDH-dependent diflavin reductase
Cellular component (GO): cytosol
Molecular function (GO): flavin adenine dinucleotide binding; NADPH-hemoprotein reductase activity; FMN binding
Source: RefSeq, a predicted model, not a curated record